UUGUCUAUGUCAAUGUUUGAGUGAUUUGUCUGCAAUAGUAAAUGUCAUUCUAGUAUUUUUUGAGCUCAAUAAUAUCAGGAUGGCAGAGAAUAGAGAGGAAAUUCUUGCAAAUUUUCAGGGAAUAACAGCCAUAGAAGAUGUUGCAGAAGCAAUAUAUCACCUGGAAGAAGCCAACUGGGACUUGCUUGCCGCCAUCAACCGAGUGAUGCCACAGGACGGCAGCAGCUCGUCGGCGCGCAACAACGACACGCACGACGUCGAGAUGAUCGACGACGAUAUAUCUGUGAUAACUCCAAAAACUCACCCACCUGAUCGGGAAGACAGCAAUCAAGCGUCGACCUCAUCGCCUAGAAAUAGUUCCACUGAUUUGCUAGAGUUCCAAGUUCACUUUAAUAAUAAGUUGCACGAUGUCAAAAUGUCCCCCGUGGCCACAGUUGGUGAUUUAAAAAAGCGCAUAGAGUCAGUAUGCGGCGUGCCAGUGUGCCGACAACAGAUCUCAGGGCUGGGCGGGUCCAAGGCCACGACGGGCGCACUGCUGGGCAACCUGGGGCUGCCUCGCAACGCCGUGUUGCGGCUCAAGGCCGCCGACCAGAUCAUGGCUGACGACGAGGUGGCCGAGAGACUGACAACCACAUACGUGCUGCACGUGAAGCACGACGACAAGGACUACACGCUCAAGUACCCCGGCACCAAGACCGUGCAGGAGGUCAAGAACGACAUCUACUCGCUCACAGACAUACCCGUGCGGCAUCAGUCGUGGACGGGCUGGCCGUCGGUGUCUGGGCUGGACGACACGGUGCUGGCGAUGGUGGGGCUGGAGCAGCCGCAGCACACGCUGGCCGUGCGCCGCGCGCCGCACAACAAGCAGAAGGAGUACAAGCGGAUAAUAGUAGAAAGCUCAGACAGCGAGAACAGUUCCGUGGAAGAGGUGGAGGCCAGCGACGGCUUCACCGGAGAAGACGACAUGUUUGUCGACAUCGUACAAUCGGAACGGCUACAGCCUCUAAUGUCGGAGCACGUGGAAGACGAGGCGCUGGGCUGUAUCGAGUUCGCGCAGCGCUUCAAGGCGCGCUAUGGGCCCAACACUCCAAACUUCUUUGAAGGCACGCUGCAGGAUGCCAUCAAAGAGGCUUGUCUCAAGCCCGCCAAAGAGAGGAAGCUGCUCGGCCUGUACCUCCACCACGAACAAUCAGUGCUAUCCAACGUGUUCUGCGCGCAACUCCUCGGCUGCGAGGCCGUUCUGCAGACGCUCGCUACCAACUUCGUCGUCUACGGCUGGGACCUCACGCACCCCGACAACAACGUCAUGCUGCUGAACUCCGUGUCGAACGCGCUGGGCGCGGUGGCCAGCAUGACGAUCCGCAGCAUCCCGGUGGAGCGCCUGCCCGCGCUCGUGCUCAUCAUGCGCGUGCGCUCCAACACGGAGAUAUACUCCGUCAUCAACGGCAACGUGGGCGUGUCAGAGCUAGUAGGCGGUCUGAUAGAGGCUCUCGAACGAUUCGCGUCGCAGCGCGACGAAGACGCGCGAAUGGAGCGCGAGCGCGACGCGCGGCAGAAAGUCAAGCGCGAGCAGGACGAGGCCUACCAGCGCAGUCUUGAGGCCGACAGAGCAAAAGAAGAAAUUAAGAAACAACAAGAACUGGAGAGACAUCAGGAAUUGGAACGAGCGGAAUCAGAAAGACAAAUGGAAGAAGCGAGGAAAGAGGCGAUGCGGAGCAGCGCGGAGGCGCGCGUGCCCGCGGAGCCGGCGGCGGACGCGCGCGACGUGUGCCGCAUCCGCGUGCGCCUGCCGCCGCCGCACGAGCGCUGCCUCGAGCGCCGCUUCCACCCGCACGACACCGUCGCGGCGUUACUAGACUUCCUUGCAUCGAAAGGCUACCCACAAGAAAACUACAAAGUCAUAUCUAGCUGGCCUAGAAGAGACUUAACGACGGAAUCUCACAGCAGUACAUUAAAGGCCCUCAAACUGUACCCGCAAGAGACCGUGAUGCUGGAGGAGCGGUGAGCCCCCCGCGCGCCCCCACCCUCCCGGAGCCCGACGGAGCCGUCGCCAGCACAUCAGCUUAUAACAAAAUACCCCCGUGGAUUCUGA
Molecule: messenger RNA, 2092 nt
Organism: Ostrinia nubilalis (European corn borer)
Lineage: Eukaryota; Metazoa; Arthropoda; Insecta; Lepidoptera; Crambidae
Gene: casp
Product: FAS-associated factor 1-like
Exons: 16
Cellular component (GO): nucleus; endoplasmic reticulum
Molecular function (GO): ubiquitin binding
Source: RefSeq, a predicted model, not a curated record